GCUAGAUGCCGCUGCAGGAGGCGGUGACUGAGUACUACAGAGAGAGGCGCGCGCGGGAAAGUUUCUCAGCUCAGCAGUGCAGGAGCAGACGGGCUGUACAGUACAGUACAGUACAGUACAUUACAUUACAUACUGAACUGAGACCAAUGGGGCUGAUACAUGGAGUCGGACAGUAGAUAUCCAAGGGUGUUUCAAAUGAACCAUGAACUGUAAUACAUGAGGUGUGAACCCUCCUGUUAUUUCUCAAAGCGGCCAGACGUUUGUGGACUUGUACAUGAUGAAUUGUGAGUUAUUAGCAACUUGCAGUGCCCUGGGGUACCUAGAGGGGGAUACAUACCACAAAGAACCUGAUUGCUUUGAAAGUGUGAAAGAUUUAAUCCGUUACCUGAGACAUGAAGAUGAAACCAGGGAUAUUCGGCAACAACUGGGCGCAGCCCAGAUCCUGCAGAAUGAUUUGGUGCAUUUAGUAAUUCAGCAUAGCAAUGACAGGCAGCUCUUUGAUGCUGUUAUCAGGUUGAUGGUGAAUUUAACCCAACCAGCACUUCUAUGCUUUGGGAAAGUGCCGCAGGACCCCACAUUUCGCCACCAUUUCUUGAUGGUUGUGUCCUACCUACAAGCUUAUAAAGAGGCUUUUGCAAAUGAGAGACUGUUUGUAGUCUUGAGUGAAAAGCUGUAUGAUUUACUGCAAAUGGACUGGGAGCAGCGUGAAGAGGAACAUAACUUAUUAAUUGAAAGGAUUCUUUUAUUAGCACGCAAUAUCCUUCAUGUGCCUGCUGAUCCAGAUGAAGAGAAGAGUGUAGAUGAUGAUGCUAGUACUCAUGACAGAGUGCUCUGGGCAAUACACAUGAGUGGGAUGGACGACCUAGUGAAGUUCUUGGCCAGCUCUGAAACAGAGCAGCAGUGGAGCAUGCACGUUCUGGAGACAGUGUCUCUCAUGUUUCGAGAUCAGAAUGCCGAACAUUUGGCCGCAACUGGUGCGGCACGUUCCUCUGCAGAAAGAGUGACAGACCUGAAAGAUUUGGAGAUCCUUCGGCAAAGAGAAAUGGCAGAGAAGAAGAGCAGAGUGUUUCAGCGCGGUACACGGCAUUCGCGGUUUGGAGGCUCUUACAUCAUUCAGGGUUUAAAGUCUAUUGGAGAUAAAGAUAUUGUUUACCACAAGGGGAUUCAUAAUUUUAAGAAUUAUACUCCUGAUCUUGGAAAAGAAGUGAAGAGAGUCCCAAAAAGGAAGCAACAAGCCAAGGAUACAGAAACCCGACGUCGAUCCGCCCUCAACGUCCGCUUGUUCCUGAAGGAGUUUUGCAUUGACUUCCUAGAGAGCUGCUACAACCGGCUCAUGUACAUUGUAAAGGAUCACUUGAUUCGUGAGAAGGCGCAGCAGCAUGAUGAGACCUACUACCUCUGGUCUAUGGCUUUUUUUAUGGGCUUCAAUCGUCUCUUUCAUUUUCAACCAGAACUUGUAUCAGAAACUGUUAGUAUAAGGACUUUCCACUUCAUAGAGCAAAACCUCACCAACUACUAUGAGAUGAUGCUGACAGACAAGAAAGAGGCAUUUUCCUGGGCCCGUAGAAUGCACCUUGCUCUAAAAGCCUAUCAAGAGCUUCUCACUACUGUAAAUGAAAUGGAUCAUUCAAAAAAUGAGUCUGUGCGAGAAAGUAGCAAAGUCAUUAAAAAUAAUAUAUUUUAUGUGAUGGAGUAUCGGGAGCUAUUUCUGGCACUUUUUCGAAAGUUUGAUGAGACCAAGCAACCACGUUCAUUCUUAAAAGAUUUAGUGGAGACAACCCAUUUGUUCCUUAAGAUGCUGGAAAAAUUUUGCAAAGGGAAGAGGACUAUUGUAGUUCAGAAUCACAGGGUGAAAAAAAAGAAAAAGAAGAAGCUCAGUCGCCAUGAGAAUCCGCCUAAAAGUUCAGGAGAGCUGGAGGAAAUAUGGAAGACCAUUUCUGAAAAGCUAAGCAGCUGUGCUAUGGGCUCAGAAAGUCUGCCUGAUGAAAUAGUGCCCUUUGAUGCUGCUUCUGAAAUACCCGUUGAAGAGCAAAGGACUGAAGCUUUAGUGAAAAUACAAAAUGGCCUAUUAACUGGUCAGGCUGCAGACUCACUUGUUCUACUUCGUUCUGCCAGAGAAGUCUGGCCAGAGGGGGAUGUGUUUGGAUCUAAUGAGUCGAGUCCUGAUGAUGAAGUUGAACUGCUCAAACAAAUUCUGUUUGCUGAUCUUCCUAGAUCCACACCGGUGGAAGAUGAUCUUGUGGGAGAAGAAGAGGAGGAGGAAGAGGAACUGGAAGAAGAGGAGCUUACUUCAGUACAAGUGUCUGAAAAAGAAUUUAAUUUCUUGGAUUACAUGAAGAGAUUUGCUAGCUCCAGUGUGGUGAAGACCUAUGUACUGCUGCUGAAGAACUAUCAGCAGAACAGUGCCCACACUAAUCACUGUGUUGUGAAAAUGCUACACCGUAUUGCUUAUGAUCUGAAAAUGGAGGCACUCCUCUUUCAGCUUUCCAUUUUCUGCCUCUUCAAUCGUAUCUUUAAUGAUGCUGCAGCUAGUGUCUACAAGGAGCUGGUAGCUUUUUCAAAGUACAUACUGAGUAAAUUCUUUGCACUGUCGGCUACAAAUAACAAGGCCUAUGUUGAGCUUCUUUUCUGGAAAAAUACCAGCGUUAUUAGAGAAAUGACCGAGGGUUACCGCAAGCCUGGUGAGGAAGAAAGUGAAAACAAUCGCAAGCGUAUAAAAUGGACUGCACAGGAAGAAGAGGAGCUUCGAGGUCUAUACUUGCAGUAUAAAGAGGUUGAAGAUGCCGAUGUGGUAGACAGUAUUUUGGCAAACUUGAGGACUGGAUCCCGAACUCGGAAGCAAAUUAUUAACCAUCUUGUGCAAAUGGGACUUGCUGAAAGUUUGAAGGAUUUCAAAAAAGAGACUAAAGGAACUCGAAUUGUGCUGUGGACUGAAGAACAAGAAAUGGAACUUCAGCGCCUUUAUGAGGAGUUUCAAGAAACAGAUGAUAUAUUGGGAAAUAUCAUGAAGAAUAUUACAGCAAAACGCUCCAAGGCUAGGAUUACAGAUAAACUAAUAAGCAUGGGUCUGGUGUCUGAGCGGAAAGAGCUUUAUAAGAAGAGGAGGAGAAAAGGAAAAUCGUCUGGCAUAUCUGAAGAAGAUUUUCUACGUGAUCUUGGUGUUGAUGGAAUGGAUGAGGAGGAUGCUGAAGACGAAGUAGAAAGAGACUUUGAAAGUGAAGAAGAGGAGGAGUCAGAGCACACUAAUCUAGAACAGAUAACAAAAGUGAAAUCGGGCAUGAAAAGUGAAUUCUUUGUGGACAAGAAUAUACAAAGUAUUGUACAGAGUUUACAUCAGGAAGGUCUGUACAGUCCUGUGGUGUGGCUUCAGAAUUGUUUGAACCGGACCGCAGAAGACUGUGAAGAGGAUGGCUCCUCUCAAUCAGUCCCUCUGGUGCCGUUAACUGAAGACAAUGAGGAUGCCAUGGAAAACAAGUUGUUCCAAAAAUUAUUAAAAAAGGUGGGCAUUCGUCCUCCAGCUAACGAGCAGGAAUCAUUUUGGCGUAUCCCAGGAAAACUGGGCCCUGACCAGCUCCGCAAGUUAGCUACAGCUCUUGUUGGGUCAUCUCCAGAGGAGGCCAGUGAUCAGCUCGUGGAUUCCGAUGACCAGGGUACUAAUCUAGAGCAGAGAUCGGAGGCAUUGCGCGCACUCUUACUUACUCGGAAAAAGAAAACUACAAAAACAGUCACUCAGGAGCCAGAUAAAAUGGAGUCCCUAUCAGUCGAUAUAUCCACAGUGGUUGACAAGCCAAGCAAAAGCAAAUCAAAAUUAACUAAAAAGAGCUGGCUAAUGGAUAGUGAUGACGAAGAGCAAGAAGAAGCAGGUGCAGCCAUUGAGGAACCUGAACAGCUGCAGGGAGACAUUUCACCUGGAACAAACAUUGAUAAAAGACCAAAGGCAGCCAUAAAAAGGAGCAGAUUUGUAGACAGCGAUGAUGAGGAGCCAGGUAACAGAGACCAAGAAGAAGAGGCAAUGGCGUCUGGGCAAACCAGGUCACUCUCAGAUUCAGAAAAUGAAGACUUUCAACCUGCUAGGAAUAAACGUCUGCGCAUUGAGGAUGAUGACGACGACGAUUAACCACAUCUAUUACAGGUGUUCCAGAAUGGGCCACCCGCCACAUAUCUGUAAGAUCAAGGAAUGAGACACUUCUGCAUCUCUUGUCAGUAGAAUUACACAUGUUUUAUGAACUCCUUCCUCAUUAUCCAGGGACAUUUUCAAACACUGGAAGCUCCAUUACCUGAGUUCCAUAACUUAUUAUACAAACUGCUUAUUAAAAAAUAUAUGCUGGAUUGUUAAUAAAAGUUAAAUAAAAGUUUUAAAAUA
This is a messenger RNA of Pseudophryne corroboree (corroboree frog), 4363 nucleotides long. It is a transcript of the gene TIMELESS, whose product is annotated as timeless circadian regulator. The coding region runs from base 275 to 4117 and encodes 1280 amino acids. The transcript is spliced from 33 exons. Gene Ontology annotation, biological process: DNA repair; replication fork arrest; DNA replication checkpoint signaling. Gene Ontology annotation, cellular component: replication fork protection complex. The record is from RefSeq and is a predicted model, not a curated record. Gene Ontology annotation, molecular function: DNA binding. Lineage: Eukaryota; Metazoa; Chordata; Amphibia; Anura; Myobatrachidae.